Messenger RNA from Xylona heveae TC161, 537 nucleotides. RefSeq names its product TRAPP I complex. The record is from RefSeq and is a predicted model, not a curated record. The annotation marks the transcript as partial. Gene Ontology annotation, cellular component: TRAPP complex; cytosol; cis-Golgi network membrane. Lineage: Eukaryota; Fungi; Ascomycota; Xylonomycetes; Xylonales; Xylonaceae. The transcript is spliced from 3 exons. Gene Ontology annotation, biological process: intra-Golgi vesicle-mediated transport; endoplasmic reticulum to Golgi vesicle-mediated transport.
UUUAGGACAAGGGUUGACAAGGUCAACGCAGAGCUGGUGACUCUCACUUAUGGUACCAUUGUGGCCCAACUCUGCAAGGACUACGAGAGUGAUUAUGUCGAGGUCAAUAAGCAGCUCGACAAGAUGGGCUACAAUAUUGGAGUACGGUUAAUCGAAGACUUUCUGGCCAAGUCUGGUGCUGGCCGCUGCUCUAACUUUCGCGAAACUGCGGAAAUGAUUUCCAAGGUUGGCUUCAAGAUCUUUCUGAACAUUACACCUACGAUUGCCAAUUGGACGAGCGACAACAAAGAAUUUUCUCUUCUUUUUGACGAGAAUCCUCUUGCCGACUUUGUCGAGCUUCCUGAUGAUGGCCGCGCACAGGAUGAGUUGUGGUACUCGAACAUAUUAUGUGGUAUUCUGCGAGGAGCACUGGAGAUGGUGCAAAUGCAAGUGGAGGCGCACUUCAUCAGCGACGUCUUGCGCGGCAACGACACGACAGAGAUGCGGAUAUCCUUGAUCCGUUACAUUGAAGAUGAGCUACCGCCCGAGGAUGAAUAG